AAGCGAGAGGAAGGAGAGGAAGGAGAAGGGCUUCGGAGCUCGGGUUUUUAGGGUUAGGGUUAGGGAUUGAGAUUGGGGCGCUGGAAGUAUGGGAAGAGGGAGGGUGCAGUUGAAGAGGAUCGAGAACAAGAUCAAUAGACAGGUCACCUUUUCCAAGAGGAGAUCGGGGCUUCUCAAGAAGGCGCACGAGAUUUCCGUUCUUUGUGAUGCCGAGGUCGCCCUUAUCGUCUUCUCCACAAGGGGCAAGCUCUAUGAGUACUCUACUGAGUCACGCAUGGAUAAGAUCCUUGAUCGUUAUGAGCGUUACUGUCAUGCUGAAAAGGAACUCAUGGUUGGUGACCCCAAGUCUCUGGGAAGCUGGUCUCAUGAAUAUGGAAAACUGAAGGCCAGGAUUGAAGUCAUACAGAAAAGCCAAAAGCAUCUCAUGGGUGAAGAACUUGAAUCUUUGAAUCUGAAAGAACUUCAACAACUGGAGCAACAGCUUGAGGGUGCUCUAAAAAAUAUUAGGUCAAGAAAGAACCAUCUUCUAUUUGAUUCAAUUGCUGAACUCCAGAGAAAGGAGAAGACACUGGAAGAGCAAAAUAAUAUUUUGGAGAGAAUACUCAUUGAGAAGCAAAAGGCUGCUGGAGUAUCCCAGCAAAGAGAAGGAGAACAACAGCCAGCAAAUCCUCAAACUAGCUCUUCUUCUCCACCUCCAUUCUUGGUGCAAGAUGCUCUCCCAACAACCCUAAAUAUUGGUACAUACCAUGCGAUGGCUGCUACCGAAGAAAAACCGCCGCAGCCUCUCACUCAGUCGAACAGCAAAACAUUACCGGCAUGGAUGAUCUCGCAUAUGAAUCGCUAGAUGAUGAUGAUUAUGAUGACGACGAUGAUGAUUAUGUGCUUUCUCUUUGUCCUCCCAUCAGCAAUUUUGUGUUUUUUUUGUCUCUCUCACCAUCAUCAAAUAACAGCAAAGCUACUAAUGGCAACUAGUUCAUCCAAGCCCCCAAAACAACAUUGUAAACUAUGCUAUGCUAAUAUCUAUAUAUAUAUAUAUAUAUGAUCAUAAUAUUCUCCCUUGAGAUUUCUAGAGGGUAGGGCCUUCUUUAUGUUUGUCUUCUUUGCUAAGUGCCUAAAUAUACAUUGUUAAUUCAUAGAGCUGACUUUGGAGGCUGAUGGAUUUGCAAUGAACCCUUCAUUUUGUUGUGUAUGUAUAUAUGUCUAUAUAUGUAUUUUUAUGUGAUGUA
Dioscorea cayenensis subsp. rotundata (Guinea yam) is the source of this 1226-nucleotide messenger RNA. Its product is annotated as truncated transcription factor CAULIFLOWER A-like. Bases 89 to 844 code for a protein of 251 amino acids. Gene Ontology annotation, molecular function: DNA-binding transcription factor activity, RNA polymerase II-specific; RNA polymerase II cis-regulatory region sequence-specific DNA binding; protein dimerization activity. Gene Ontology annotation, cellular component: nucleus. The transcript has 8 exons. Gene Ontology annotation, biological process: positive regulation of transcription by RNA polymerase II. Lineage: Eukaryota; Viridiplantae; Streptophyta; Magnoliopsida; Dioscoreales; Dioscoreaceae. The record is from RefSeq and is a predicted model, not a curated record.